Messenger RNA from Gadus macrocephalus (Pacific cod), 2682 nucleotides. It is a transcript of the gene zdhhc12b, whose product is annotated as zinc finger DHHC-type palmitoyltransferase 12b. NCBI's taxonomy places the organism in Eukaryota, Metazoa, Chordata, Actinopteri, Gadiformes, Gadidae. Gene Ontology annotation, biological process: peptidyl-L-cysteine S-palmitoylation; protein targeting to membrane. Gene Ontology annotation, molecular function: protein-cysteine S-palmitoyltransferase activity. Gene Ontology annotation, cellular component: endoplasmic reticulum; Golgi apparatus. The coding region runs from base 512 to 1336 and encodes 274 amino acids. The transcript has 6 exons. The record is from RefSeq and is a predicted model, not a curated record.
UAGUGGGGCUUCUCACGUGACAGAUGAAGACCAAUGAAAGUGAACCUACAUAACAAUAAUCGACAACAAACAGUAGCGGAUUGACGGCUCUACAGCAUCUACAGUAUUGUAUCAAUAUUCUGUUUUUGUUGCACUUGUUUUUUUUGGUCGACUGAUUUAUUGACUCUUGGUGCGACGUUUAAAUAUUAAUUAGUCAACUGUGUGUUCUUUGGAAUCUGACGCUUAGCACACAACGUCGCAGAUGCUGUACGAUAAAUCCAACGAUCGUGCGAUAUACAUUAUACAUUGUAUUUUUUGAUGUACAGUGGACUAUUUUGUUUUGGGAUAUCUGUCCUUGCGAUUGUAAAAAAUGAAGGACUUUUAUCAAACAACUUAUUGGGGCAGUGGCUGCCUGCUUGCUAGCUAGAUCUCUCAUGGUCGGACGCACUUGAGCCCAGCGGGGGUCCUGGAGGGGAGCGGACUAUGAUCCAUGGAGAAGUCGCGGAGGUUGACGCUCUAACAUGCUAGGACGAUGUUCAAAAAUGUAUUCGGCUCAGGGUUCCUUGUACGAACAGCUCAUGUUAUUUUGACAUGGGUCAUCACCCUCAUCCUGUUCCUGCAUGAUACAGAUCUGAGGAAGCAUGAAGAGAAUGGCAGGCUUGUUCAGCCCGUGCUCUUCGUCCUGCUGGUGCUGGUGUCCGUCUUGCUUUAUUUCGCCGUCUCCCUGAUGGACCCUGGAUUCAUCCUCAACGAUGACAACGGUUUGCAGUUCACCCUGGGGACUACAGAGGAGCAGCAGGACAUGAUCCCCCCCCCCACCUCCAAGUCCCUGCGCCAGCGCCGCUGCGGACACUGCCUGCUUCAGCAGCAGCCAAUGAGGUCCAAGCACUGCCAGACGUGUCAGCACUGCGUGCGCCGCUACGACCACCACUGCCCCUGGAUCGAGAACUGCGUGGGCGAGCGCAACCACCGCUGGUUCGUGCUCUACCUGGCCGUCCAGCUGCUGGUGCUGCUGUGGGGGCUGCACAUGGCCUGGACGGGCUUCAGUGCGGCGGACUCGUGGCAGGCGUGGCUGCGCUCCAACGGCGUGCUGCUGGCGGCGGCGGCGGCGGUGGCCCUGCUCUCGCUGACGGUGCUGCUGCUGCUGGGGUCCCACCUCUACCUGGUCUCCCUCAACACCACCACCUGGGAGUUCAUGUCCCGCCACCGCAUCUCCUACCUGCGGCACUGCGGCGCCGACGAGAACCCCUUCGACCGCGGCGCCGCCCUCAACCUGUGGGGCUUCUUCUGUGCGCCGGGUGGGUCCGCGGUGGUGUGGGAGCAGGUGUACUUCAGAGAGGGCAGCGACCCUGUGUGACCGACCCCGGAGGGACCCGCCAUCGCAAAGGGGCCAUUUUCUUACUUUUUUUUAAGAUUAGCUUUCUUUUUAGACAGGAAAAUAUGGGAGAGAGGGGAGGAAUUGCACCAAAGGACCAUGGGAAGGAUUCGAACCCGGUUUCGCUGCGAUCAGGACUGAGCCUGUAUUGUACAUGCUCAACCUGGUGAGGGGCGCCCCGUAGGUGGGUGGGGAAACCGGCAAUGAGAGCACAGUGCAGCCGUCGGAACCAGAUCAAAUCCAAUCCGCCCCAGCUGAGGUGAACCCGUUCCAGGGUUUGUGGUCAACUGGUUACAUGAGUGGGAAAAGUGAAGAUGUACUCGAAUUAAUUUGAAUAUUUUUUUUUAAUCAUUCUGAAAUAACCGAAUACUAUGACAUGAAAUAAGCUAAGACGUAGAUAUAGUCUGUUUCAUUCGUUUAUACUUUAUUAGGGGACUAAUACUGUUUGCAACAAACUGUGUUUCAUUCUCAAACAAUUGUUUACAAUCUUUAAAGUAUAUAAGCAACAAUCGAUAUUGUUUUGGUGUAUAUCCUUUGCGUUUAAGUGUGUAGUUUGAGUGGUUUGGCGAAGGAUUGUAAAACCCCUGUAACACACAAGCUUACAAUGACUUGUUUAUGCACUUCCAUCCUACUGGACCUUACCCCUGCCCUUCAUGGACUUUUUACUUGAAAUGGAAAUUUACUGAAAUGGAAACUUGCGUAACGGUUUGAUAGCUCUCCCAAGCAUGCAUACCAGAUCAAAAUCCAUCCUUGGCAGAUUUAUUUUCUAUACUCUUGAUGUACCGUUUACACUUUAGUGAUUCUGUGGUUGUUUUGAUAUUAUCUGUGGUGUGUUUUAUUAACUCAACACAAAAAUAACUUUACAGGGUUCAUUUUGCACAAUUAUUUUUUUUCUACUACUGUUAAUUGUAUUUAAUUAUGUUUUGAGUACUUUGUUAAAAAGUGUAUUUUUGUUUAGUACAAUCCUUGUGUGCUACAUUUUCCGAGAGUAAGCAUUUCAAUCGAUUUUGUAUUUUUGACUACUAUUUUGAAAUAGGUUUUGAAAGGUUUGACUUUUGUAUUUGUAGUUUUUAAUACAGCUACUUAAAAUCCCCCAUGCAUUGUUUGGUAUUCCCAUGAUGGCUUUUCCCUGUGAAAUAGAUACUCUAAAGCAAUAAAUGUAUUUAACUUACAGUAUCUGUUGUAUUGGAAAAAGUGCUAAAUGCAAGUUAAUGUCAGUGAAAGAUGUUGUGGAAACAAAAUGAUAACAUUUGUGUGCUUAUCUUUAUUUUAUAAUGGUUAUAAAAUUAAUAUGAAUAAAAAACCAUUGUUUGAUGGAUCAGAAUUUA